UGGCUGAACUCUUCUGAGGAAGUCGGAAGAGGUCGAUUGCGCUACACCUUGGGCUCUGUUGUGGAGAGAGCGGGGUCAGUUCCUCAGCUUCACCAUGGUGAGCGAGGGGCUGCUCUCCACAGAUAGGGAGGAGUGGCUGGCCCUGGAUCCAGUGACCUAUAAUGAUGUGCAUGUUGACUUCACUCGGGAAGAGUGGGCUUUGCUUGAUCAUUCCCAGAAGAAUCUCUACAAAGAUGUGAUGCUGGAGACUUAUAUGAACCUCACUGCUAUAGGAUACAAAUGGGAAGAUCAUAAUAUUGAAGAACAUUGUCACAGUUCUCGAAGACAUAAAAGGCACAAAAGAAGUCAUUCUGGAGAGAAACCUGAAUAUACUCAAUGUGUUAAAACAUUUGCAUAUCACAGUCAUCUUCAAAGGCAUCAAAGAAUUUAUACUGGAGAGAACUAUGAAGGUAUUCAAUAUGGUGAAGCCUUUGGAUAUCAGAGUAGUCUCCUAAUACAUAAAGGAACACAUACAGGAGAGCAACCCUAUGAAUGUAAUCCAUGUGUUAAAGCUUUUGCAUGUAAUCUCCAAAUGCAUCAAAGAAUACAUAUUGGAGAGAAAUCGUAUGAAUGUAAUAAAUGUGGAAAAGCCUUUGUAUAUCACAGUCAUCUUCAAAUGCAUGAAAGAAAACAUACUAGAGAGAAACCCUAUCAAUGCAAUCAGUGUGGUAAAGCCUUUGUAUAUCACAGUGGUCUUAAAAUACAUAAAAGCACACAUACUGGCCAGAAACCCUACAAAUGCAACCAAUGUGCUAAAGCCUUUGUGUAUCCCAGUCAUCUUCAAAGGCAUGAAAAAACACAUACUGGAGAGAAACCAUAUGUAUGUAAUCAGUGUGGUAAAGCCUUUGCAUAUCACAUUUGUCUUACAAUACAUAAGAGAACACAUACUGGUGAGAAACCCUACAAAUGUAAUCAAUGUGGUAAAACCUUUGCAAAUCAGAGUCAUCUUCAAAUACAUGAAAGAACACAUACUGGAGAGAAACCCUAUGAAUGUAAUCAAUGUGAUAAAGCCUUUGCCCAGCGCAGUGCUCUUCAAAUGCAUGUAAGAACGCAUACUGGAGAGAAACCGUUUGAGUGUAAUCAAUGUGGUAAAUCCUUUGCUCAUCAUAGUACUCUUCAAAUGCAUAAAAGAACACAUACUGGAGAGAAGCCAUAUGAAUGUAAUCAAUGUGGUAAAGCCUUUGCUCAUCAUAGUGGUCUUAAAAGGCAUAAAAGAAUACAUACUGGAGAGAAACCUUAUGAAUGCAAUCAAUGUGGUAGAGCCUUUGCUCAUCACAGUACUCUUCAAAUGCAUAAAAGAACACACACUGGAGAGAAACCCUAUGAAUGUAAUCAAUGUGGUAAAGCCUAUAUAUCCCAACAUGGUCUCCAAAUGCAUGAAAGAACACAUACUGGAGAAAAACCGUAUGAAUGUAAUCAAUGUGGUAAAGUUUUUGCACAACACAGUACUCUUCAAAUGCAUAAAAGAAUACAUACUGGAGAGAAACCCUAUCAGUGUACUCAGUGUGGUAAAGCCUUUGCAUAUCACAGUCACCUUCAAAUGCAUGAACGAACACACACUGGAGAGAAACCCUAUGAAUGCAAUCAAUGUCAUAAAGCCUUUGCACAACACAAUACUCUUCAAAUGCAUAAAAGAACACAUACUGGAGAGAAACCCUAUGAAUGCAAUCAAUGUGAGAAAGCCUUUGCAUAUCAUAGCAAUCUUAAAAUACAUAAAAAAACACAUACUGGAGAGAAAUCCUACAAAUAUAAUCAAUGUGAUAAAACCUUUGAAUGUACGAGUAAUCUUUAAAAUCAUAAGAAAAAAAUCAUACUGCAAAGAAACCAUCUGAAUGUAGUUAAUGUGGCAGAGUUUUGUAAGCCAUGGUUCUUGUUCUUUAUUGUUCUUCAUACAAGAAUAAAACUUUUAGUAUGUUGUUAGUCUGUAAAGUCUUUCAAUAUAACAUUAGACUUGAGGAUAUGAAAAAUAAAUUAUACCACAGGGAAUCUGAAUAUAAAUGAUUUGAUAAGAUCUUUAGGAACCACACUUAAUUUCUAUUACACAAGAGUAUUUAUUAUAGAGAAAAUAAUGUGACAUGUGUCAACAAUCUGUUCAAGCAUUCUAAUGUGUACAUCCAUAAACUCACAUGAACAAAAGGCCUAUGAAUUUAAAUUAAGGUAACCCUUUUAGAUUUCAUACUUCUCUUCAAUUAAAUGAGAAAAUGAUCCAGGUAUAAAAUUUCAUGGAUGUGUAUUAGUGCCUUUUCUGUUGCUGUGACAAAGCACUAUGUUUAAAUUUCAAGAUUUGUUUUAGUUUUAAUUAUACCAUUUCACUGUUUCUUUGUGUGGGUAUGUUCAUGUUAAUUCUGAUUCCCAAGGUUAGAUUCUUGGAACUGUUCAAGCAUUAUGAUGUCCCUCUUUAUUUUGUUUACACCUACAAACUCACAUGGAUGAUAGGCCUAUGAAUUUAAAUGAUAAGGUAACCUUUUAUAGAUUUCAUACUUCUCUUCAAUUAAAUGAGAUAAUGAAUCUAGGUAUAAAACUUCAUGGAUGUGUAUUAGUGCCUUUUCUGUUGCUGUGAUAAAGCACCAUGUUUAAGUGAACUUAUGUCAGGGUUUAAUUUGGCCCUUGGUUCCAGAGAAAUACAGGACCACUGUGAAAAUGACCUAGAAACAAGUGUCAAACAUGGCAGUUAAAAUAAGAAGCCAAAAAUUCACAUCUUUAACCUGCAGCAUGAAGCAGAAAGGAUAAACUGGAAAUGGUGUGCAGAUGUAAAGGCCAACCCCAGUGACAUAUUUCUUCCAGCAGGGCAACUUUUCCUAACUCUUCCCAUAUGAUACCACAGACUGAGAAUGAUUGAUUUCACUGACUUCAAGCCAGCAUGUUUGCUUUCUGUUACAUGAUCCAAUUCAUAAUGGAGAAAAACUCUGUAAACCUUUAGAUGCCUCAACACCUGUAUUACAGGAAUUACAAUAGAAAGACAUGAGUGAAAAUUAGUUUCAGGAUUUGUUUUAAUUUAAUUAUGCCAUGUCACUGUGUCUUUGUGUGGGUAUGUGCAUGUGUGUUCUAGUUUCCAAGAAGGUUAGACCUUUGUAGCUUCUUGUAGCAGGAAUUAUUGAAAGUUGUCAGAAUCUGACCUUGGUCCUGGCAAUGAACUUGCAUUAAGGGCUUGAUGAUGUCUCUAGCCCUGAAAAUAUUUUAAAGCUUUCUAUCAUCUUGAUAUCAGUAAAUAGGGAUGAACUCAUACAAGAGAAAAACCCUAUUCAUGUAAACAAAUUGGUAAAGACUUUUGACAUCACAGUUGUCUUAAUUUCAAGGAAAAAAACUUGUUUCAUCUCUUUUUCAUUGUAGCCUUGAAGUAAAUAAAUUAUUAAUCAAGUUCAGUAAAGACUUAUGUGAGGCUCACAUUGUGGCUUCUAUUUUGCAACAUGGGAGGUAGAUAUAAAAGUGUACUAUAUGUGUAGCAAAUCCAUUUAAUGAAUUUUGUAGCACAAGUUCUAAUAGGUAUUAGUAAUAAAGUCCCAGGAUAAGAUAAGAGAAAAAAAUGCCAAGAGAUCAGAGAGAUGAAGGAGCAAACCACAGCUACUUUCCCUACUCAACUCCCCAGCUGAAAAGAAACUGAGCUCAUGUCUUCUCCUGUCUCAUCACUUCCUCUCUCUGCCCAUCCAUAUCCCUUCCUGUCUGUCUGUGCAGACCUCCAGACCUCAAUGGUUAGCUAAUGGCUAGCUCUGCCCUCUAAUUGUUGGGCAUGCUUUAUUUGUACAAAUAAGAUAUCACCACAAAAUUUACUUUGUGGUUCUUAGGUUUCUUCUGUGGCUUUUGUUCAUUUAUUAUGCUUUCACUUGGUGAGAGAUAUUUUCCUGCUGCAAUGUAUGGAAUGGUAUGGCCAUUAUCUAAAUGAUCCACUUUUAUUUAAAUAUUAGCAGUGUGUGAUCAUAUUCAAGUAAGUGUUUAUUAAUGGGUGGUGAGAUUUUGUUCCUGGUUUUAUUUUUUCACAAAUUCCCUUGAAAUAUUGUUUGUUAUCUAGUCUGGCUUGAUGUCAGCAAUUAGUCAGGGAUACAUUUCAAAUCAUAAUCCUUAUGUAUCAGUCUCCUAAGUACAAGACUAAGGGUAGAUGAUGUACUCCCAAAGUUUGCUGAUUUGUCAAAAUGUUUUAACACUGUUAAUGUUAAAAUACUUAAUAGAGAAUAUAAAAAACAUUAAAUACCUCAUGAGUAUAUCCAAAAAGCAUUUUCAUCUAUCUGGAAGAGAUGUAAUAAUGAUUGAUAAUCAGAAAUCAACUGUAUGCUUCACAAUAUAAUGAUGUGGUAUGGAUAUGUAUAUAUUAUUUAAAUUCCAUGAGUCUUCAUGUCUUCAUCAGUUAUCCAUUUGGUACAUCAUCUUCCAGAGAUGCCAGAUGAUGUAAUGGCAAUGAGAGGUUUUUUUUUUUAAAUUGUUGUAUAUGUAUGUAAUGUGGGUUUUUAGGACAUGGCAGAUAUGUGGAGACCAGAAGACAACUUUGUGGGAUCUACUUUUGUCCAGACUUGCUCAACACAGACAUUUCCAACAUAAUUGUUUCAUUGAUGCUCAAAUAAGAUUAGUUGAAACAUUACAAAAGUAAAAUAUGGUUCUCUUUUCAGAUUGUAAACGUAUUUUUUUAUCAAAGAAUAAUGGAAAACAGGAGAAAUUGAAUAAUAAAUCCUGCUUGUAAAUGAA
Myodes glareolus (Bank vole) is the source of this 4713-nucleotide messenger RNA. Its product is annotated as zinc finger protein 431-like. Gene Ontology annotation, biological process: regulation of DNA-templated transcription. Lineage: Eukaryota; Metazoa; Chordata; Mammalia; Rodentia; Cricetidae. The record is from RefSeq and is a predicted model, not a curated record.